This is a messenger RNA of Cryptomeria japonica (Japanese cedar), 573 nucleotides long. RefSeq lists its product as uncharacterized. Bases 1 to 573 code for a protein of 190 amino acids. The transcript has a single exon. The record is from RefSeq and is a predicted model, not a curated record. NCBI's taxonomy places the organism in Eukaryota, Viridiplantae, Streptophyta, Pinopsida, Cupressales, Cupressaceae.
AUGGAAUCACAAUCAUUGUAUGCUAAGAGGUCCAAAUGUAAAUUUGGAAUGACCGAGGUCCUGUACUUGGGUCACGUCAUUAGCGCCCAGGGGGUACAAGUUCACCAGGAGAAGAUUCAGGCCAUUUUGGAUUGGCCUCCACCCAAGACUCUCUCGGAGUUGCGUGGAUUUUUUGGUUUGUGCAGUUAUUACAGAAGGUUUGUGAAAGGAUUUUCACAACUUGGGGCACCACUGACCGAUCUGACAAAGAAAGGAUCCUUCCAUUGGCACGCACAAGCGCAACAGUCCUUCGACAAAUUAAAAGAAUUUAUGAGUACAUGUCCCAUUCUGGCAGUACCAGACUUCACUCACCCCUUCAUCCUGGAGUGCGAUGCAUCGGGGGAAGGAAUUGGAGUAGUAUUGAUGCAAGACCCUCACCCCAUUGCAUUCGAGAGUCGGAAGCUCUUGAGAGUUGAGUGGUUAUAUUCCAUCUAUGACAAGGAGAUGCUAGCCAUCAUACACGCACUGACGAAGUUCCGGCAAUACCUCGUUGGAGAAAAGUUUGUUGUGAGAACAGACCAUAAUAGCUUGUGA